AUGGUUUCAAGAAGGAACGGUUUUGUGCUGUUUCCGACAUUUUUCUUUGCAAUAGUGACCUCCAAGCACCUAUCUUUUCCUACCCAUCAGCAUCAUUAUGCUUACCAUUAUCCACAACUGCGUUCCCAACUACGACUGCAGUCGCAACCACAAUCGUAUCCGCACUUACGACUUCCUCAUUCUGUCCCAAAAAAUGAGGCCGCUUAUUUUCACGUGACGGUGAAGGAAGACUCGGCUAUCAUGUCUGCGGUUCCGGGAAUACAUUUCUGGACAGUAACAGCAGCAAGUCAGCAUGAUUUGAUUCGACGUAGCGUUCGCUCUGCGUCUUGGCAUCAUCAAAGUAAACGGCGACAAGCUUCACUCUCGACAAGUGUAAAUGCUUCCACAUCUUCGUCAGUUCCGAGACUUAUGAAGAAGGCUGAUACAUCGCAGAUUGAAAAAGAAUGGAAAACACUGAAGAAAAAAAGAAAGCGUUUAAGAGAGUUGCGACAGGAAGUUCGAAAACUCAGCAGUCAUCUCAGAAUUAAACACAUAUUCCUUAAAGAUGACGAGAUAAUUGGCGACAGAUUAGGAAAGCAUGUAGGUAAAGAAACGCACACACGUUGGCGUAAACAAAUGACAUAUCGUGUAAAAUCAAUUAUGAAACGUUUGAAACGACUGGAAAAUAAAAUGAAAACAGGACGAAGUAUGACAAAAAUUAAGCGGCUACAUUCAUCAAUCAGUCAAUCGAAAAAUGGUGAAUCCGGUGGAAUCUGCUUCAGUCAUAAAGACUGCAAGCCAGGUCUGUGUUGUCAUAUAUCUUCAUCUAACACAAACUCAACCUCAGUGCCUAAAAUCAGCACAUGUCAUCAGUAUAUGCUAGUUCAAGGUGAAUCAUGUAAGGAUUCCUGCCAAUGCGAGGCUCGGCUUCACUGUUUUCGAUCUGAAAAUGACCAGAAAAGCGGAAAAUCUGUCAUUAAAUCGAAAAAUGACCCGGUGAAGUAA
Thelazia callipaeda (thelaziosis nematode) is the source of this 984-nucleotide messenger RNA. Lineage: Eukaryota; Metazoa; Nematoda; Chromadorea; Rhabditida; Thelaziidae. The record is from the annotation of a GenBank genome assembly.